GAAUUUUCAGUUUCUCAGGUGACAUCAUAAUAUGAGGGUGGGUCAACAUAUGAUGAUGGUGAUGACCUCCUGUAGACCUCAGCAGAGGAAGAAGAUCCAAGCUAGAAUCAACCACCCUAGACAAAUGCCUCUACCCAAGAUCAUUGGGGAGUUGAUUUAUGGAGUCCAUCCUGUGUCCCUGGCCUUAGAAAGAGGACAGAGAGAGAUCUAUUGUGUUUAUCAUAAAUCCCAUCUCCAAGAUUCCCCCAUUUUGGACAGAUUUCAUCAAAAGGGAAUCCCCAUCAUCCAGCAGACUGUUGAAAACUUCAGAUUUCUUCUUGGAGCCAAUACUGUCCACCAGAAUGCAAAUUAUGAAUGUCCAACACAUUUCCUCACUUUCCAUUAUGAAAACAAGGGCUGUGCACUGUCGGGGACAGUAAGUAAGGCAAGCAGUGGCGCGCUGGAGGUGAUGAGUCUGUUCCGGGAGGGACCUGAAGGGAUGUUGGGUAUCCUGAGAUGCCUGAAGGAAACCCAUGGUUGGAAGGUGUAUGCCACAUCGAUUCAGAAGCACAGUUCAGUGCCCUUAGUGGAUGUAGAGAACCUGGAGGAUCUUGUUUCCACACCCCGGCUCCAGCCCUCCCUUGUCAUCUUCGGCAACGAGAGGAGCGGCGUGACGAGUGCCGUGACGAAAGAGGCGGAUGCUUGCAUCGCGAUCCGACCGGGUGGAUUGCGGCGGAACCGCGACGGCGAACCCGCGACGAGUGCGAUGGACUCCCUCAACGUCUCCGUCGCUGCCGGCAUCAUUCUCAGCCGAUUUCGAAGCUGCUUAUGAAUAAAUUUUCUUCUCCUCCGUUCCAUGGACGAC
Darwinula stevensoni is the source of this 844-nucleotide messenger RNA. The record is from the annotation of a GenBank genome assembly. Lineage: Eukaryota; Metazoa; Arthropoda; Ostracoda; Podocopida; Darwinulidae.